GAUAGUAUUUCAAUUAGAAAGUAAUAAGAGUACUUUGUCCUACUAUUCCCGGGUCUCCAGUUGUUGACCUUGUUUGCGGUGGUUGCGUCGCUAUGGCGGCAUAACGAAUCUUUAAGGUUACGAGAGAACAGGCGCAAAGCUUUAAAAACGGAAUGGUUGUCAGGAGGAUUUUCCAAUUAGGAGUGGUCGCGACGGUGUUGGUGAAUCUGCACAGUUCAGCCGAAGAGAAUUCGUCUGGUGACGCAAAGUGUCAGUUCGGCAAAACUCUGCGUAAACAAGUGAACGCAGAACCAUUGAAUGGGACAUGUUUGCGAGACAUCGUGGUUCGGCUGUCAAACGAGUUUCGCUCGAUCACGGACGUGGAACUCGGUUUGACAUCCUUUCAACAAAUGCUCGACGCAAUGGAAUUCACGAACACCUCCAGUAGCUUGAAUUGGAGGCUAAAUUUGUUAGGAGAUAAAUUGAACAACAAGCUGCUGUCCUAUGUAAAGCUUCUUAGACAGAGCAAUAAUAUUCUGCAGCCGAUUUUAGCUAAGAAUGAAGAUGAAUUUUCCUACCCUGGUUCUGUCGAAGGAUUAGAUAUAGUGUCGAGUAAGCUGUCUGACUUCUGCUUAGAGAUCACACAAGCACUCGCUAUUCGCUUGAGGAAUCAGGAAUUUAAGAACAUGCAUGUGUUGCCUUUCAUGUAUCCUACAACUGUAUGUGGCCCAUUCAGCUCUGAUCAUAACAUUGGACCUCUUCUAUUAUCUCAAUAUUGCCCAAAAAAGAAUGUACUUCUACUAUUUGAGCAUGGGAUGUUUAUGUCUGAAGGAGAUAUUACUCUGGCUCAAAUAACAGCAGAAAGAAUAAUUGACAUGCUGUCUCAAAUGGAUUAUAUUAAUGUUGUAGGGCUUUCUAGCAACAAUUCUUUAUUUUGUAAAGAUGGUUUGUUAAAGGCAACGGAUGUUAACAAAUUUCAGCUGGCGCGUUAUAUUCACAGUUUAUCAAGGACAGAAACAAAUGAGACAAUUGAAUUUGAUUUCGACAAAUUGUUGGAAAAUGUAAAAGGUGAAGUUGUCUUUAUUCAUCUGACCAAUACGCUUAAGACCACUUCACAUAUAACAAAAAUAAACAAUAUGAUAUCCGUGGGAAAGGUGAACGGUUAUCUCAGAACAAUUUUAAUUCUGUCCGACCAGGAACCUCAUUCAAACAUAAAGGAAUACGAUGAUAACAUAGUUGUUCUGCCAACACAAAAUAUUUUAGCAUAUGAAAUAUCCAGAUUAUUUUCCAAUUUGAAAUGUUCUGAUGAGCACAAGAGAGAUUAUUACUUAUCUGAUCCAUACUUUGAUUUAUAUAGUAAAACAAUGACAGUGUCUAUAGGACAAAUUACGGACAAAGCACUGAUAUCGUUAGAUAUUCAGUUGCGAAAUUUUAUUGACGAUAUAAUAUACUUCAACGCUGGUUCAGGUAUAUACCCCAUAUUAUUCGAUAAUAACGGUAUAGUUUGGGUUCACAAAGACUUUCCACGAAUGGAGACAAUAAUGGAACAACCCCUUAAAGUUAAAUUACAACAUAUAGAAAAUAUUAGCCCGGAGACUGUAACAAUGAUGAUUGAACAAUAUGAAGGUGUUCUAAAUGUAAAAACGAGACUGAGAGAACAGAAAUGGUACCGAUGGAAACAUUUGACGUAUAAGAAUUUGAUAAUAUGUAUAGUGUCGACAAGCAACGAAAGUACAGAAUUUGCGGCUAAACUGAUACCGAUGUUACCAACGAAUAUUUUGCAUCACCGUCUUGACCUCCUAAUACACAGUCUCUCUGACAAGGGCAUUCUGUGCACUAAUAAUAAUAAACUUGUAACUUUAUCAACAGGAGUGGUCUAUCUUUCUCCAUGGUGUUUUCAAUCCCCGAUGGAACAGCUUAAAUUAUUAGAUACAGGAUCUGCUGUAACUAUGCAAAGUUACAUGGCAUACAUAAAAGAUUUAAGGGGACUUCUAGCUAAUCCUGGUCUACGUCAGUCCGUUAAGCCGGAUGUAGCUGUCUUGACACAAACUUUGGAAUACUUUAAAGACAGACAUAUAGAAAGUCCUCUAAACAAGUUCAUAAUAAGAAGAUACAUCACUGGAACUAUGAGCGGAGUCUUAGAAGUUUAUCCAGGAAUUAUGCUCGACACCGGUUUCGAUCCUAAAAGACGAAUGUGGUAUGGGAACGCUUUGGAGCAUCCCAGAAAAUUAAUUUUCACCCCGCCAUAUUUAGGCGCCGGUGGAUCCGGUUACGUUGUUACUCUCAGUCAAACCGUUCACAUGAAUUCCAACUCAACUAGUCAUAAUGACGCUAUAGCCGUCUUAUCCAUGGACGUAACAAUGGGUUUUGUUUCACGACUUCUGAAAGAAAUGUUUCCUUUUUGUAACGAGUCGACGGUAAAGUGUUUCCUGAUGGAUGACAAAGGAUACUUGGUAUCUCAUCCGGCUUUAUUAGAACCACUUGGUAAAGUCGAGCAACAACAUUUGACUCACAAAGAGUUACUAGUUGCAAACGAUAUAUUGAAUCACGAACUAUUCGUGAAAAAGAAAGCUUGCACAAAUUAUUUGAAUGGCACCGUGCAAAGGUAUUACCAGUUCAAUACAUCUCUCGACGAAGUUCUUACGAACAUAGUUCACGGAGAACACUGUGUCAAAUACCAAGUAGCAGCGGUACCGGGCACCAACGUAUUUCUGGGAGUAGUUAACGUCACCUGCAAUUUAUUACGAGCUUUUUGUCCGUGUAGUAUAAUGGACCGUUCGUGUUUAAACUGUAAACGAAUGGAACAAACUGAAUGCGAAUGUCCGUGUGAAUGUGCCUUGUACUUUUCGAGUUGUGCGGAUUACACCACAUAUAAUGUGGAUAACUUAGAACCCUGUCCAGUACCAUAUGAGCAAGGCGGUAGCUCACAGGUACCUUAUACACAGUCUGCGAACGUAAGACCGUGUCCGUCCAUUGAUUGCAAGUUAUUUAAGACAGAAAACGAGUGCUUAGGAAUCGUGGGCUGUCAGUGGUGCCAUGUAGACAACGAUGGGGAAACACCUUUGCAUGUUCCAUUUUGUAAUGAUAUGCUCAGAUGUUUUAGGGGUGUCCUGGGGUCCUCUGUGCCUCUCAACGAUGGAACGUACAAUUCUCAGUCGACCGAAGAUAUUGCAAUGCGAGAAUGGCCAUCGGUUGGUCCGGUAGCUGGAGGAAUCUUAGCGUUUCUUUUAAUAUUGGGAGUCAUACUGUUUUGUUAUAGACUCCGCUCUGUCCAAUCAGGAUUGGAACAUCAGUGCUUGCACAUUCACACCUCACCAGACAUGCUGCGUAUGACGCAUUUGGAAGGUGACGCGGAACCUAUAGAAUUGGAUCAAGCGAAAAAUAAUUUAGACUCUCUUAUAAGGGACGGUAUAGCUCCCAUAUCGCCAUACAGGGUUUCCACUAAUUAUAGGAAGCCGCCCGGUGGCGACAGUGAUCAUGGAUAUAGUACAAUGACACCUCAUGACGAUUCCGAACAACAAACUUUCGCUGAACCACAAACAACUCAUUUAGGAUCCCCUCAUCACGUUCUAGCACCUGUCACCGUCCAUUGCAAUAUGGAAGCAAAUUAUUGUUAACGUGAGACUGCUAUUAUUUA
This is a messenger RNA of Dufourea novaeangliae, 3616 nucleotides long. RefSeq names its product VWFA and cache domain-containing protein 1. The record is from RefSeq and is a predicted model, not a curated record. Gene Ontology annotation, cellular component: voltage-gated calcium channel complex. Lineage: Eukaryota; Metazoa; Arthropoda; Insecta; Hymenoptera; Halictidae. Gene Ontology annotation, molecular function: voltage-gated calcium channel activity.